AUCGAGACAUCCCAGACCCUCUGUACAAAUGAAAUGUACGAGGGUCUGGUUAGGACCAGGCUAAAUCCCAAGUCCAUCAGGCCAUUAUCAGAACAUUGGCUUUUUCGCUCCGAUUACACCUAACUUUAAUUGUAUAAGGUGCUACAGCACGUAGACUAAAACUACUGCCGCUGAUCCACAUAUCAUGACAAAUAUGAGAAAAGCAUAAGAUAUGUGGCCUUGUCUAUACUCAUUAUGUGUGUGUACUGGUCACACAUUAAGAAAGGGAUGGGCCAGUGAGCUUGCUCAUGGCGUGGACACACACACAAACACUACACACCUAGAGAGGUGUGUUUUGUCAAGAUGUUGAUGAGCGUCUGGCAGGCAGGCUGUGUACACACACACACACACUAUGAAAACAAGGUUUUAUUUGUUGGCGGGAGCAAGGGCAGGAGAUCAAUCCCUAUGCAUCUCCUCUGUAAGGGAGAGAGGGUGAGGGCAGACAGGGAGAGAGGGAUGGAGAGAUGGCUGCCAGGGGGAUCGGUGGAGGAAGGCCAAGGCCAGGGGGGGUUAUUAUCCAAUGAUAAUCUGAGACAGUCAGUAUUUGGCAUCCUUCUGCUGUAGUUAUAACAGAAGAGAUGGAUGAGUGUGGGGAAUUUGACACACACACACCCCUAAAAUAAAAGGGACACAUAAAACACCCAAACAAGAACACCAAGAAAAGUACUGACUGUGCCUGAUGGCAGGCAGUAAGCACAGUAUUACUACAGCAAAAACACUGACUCACUCACUCUCUCUCACACACAGACACACACACCUUGACCUCUGUCCCAAGUCCCAAAGCCCCCUCAGCUGUUUCCAGGUGUUCCUGGAGACCUAAUCAGUCUUAUCUAGGGAUAUCUACAACCUGCUAAUCUGUCCUUCAGACAGAGGUUAUCAUUGACCAAUAAAUACUAAAUACUAACUGAGACCAGCGAUGUUAAUGGCACUGCCAGUCAGUAUACUGGACUGUAUUUACACUGGGGGCUUUCCACAAUGGCUAAGUAUGAUAAAUCUCCAAAAGCAAGUUUAUAUAUGGUGAUAAAAACCAGAGCCCAAUCCCAUUGAGACUAUGCACUAAAUCAAUCUCUUUAUUGUGCGAUGUGAUAAACGCGUUAUGGAUUUUGACUUAAUUUAUUUAGAACACACCCAAAAUGGUAUCUUGAAUGUACAAACCCUGUAAGGCCGUCAUAGGAUGCAAUGGGAUGCUCUGGAAUAUGGCGUAAAGUUACUCACUCACUAUGUCCAGCCUAUGAGUCACAGUGACUAGGUUUCAGCACAUGGUUCCUGCUUAGAUAAUGGUUAACAGACUGCUGGAACGUUACUUAUCUAACACAGUAAACUCGUGUUCUUGUUAAACAUUAGUGUCUGUUAUUGGUCUUCCUCAGACAUGUGCUCGAUGUCCAUUUUGAAUUUCUGUUUUAAAUUUAUAAUACUAUUCACUGACUGCCAUUUGCCUCCCUACUGCGUAGGGGCCUUACAGAAGACAAAGUAACAGUAUUGAUUUGUUUGCCGCGUUAACGUUAUUUACAGCCAUUACAGGUCCUCUUUCGUUUUUGUAGGUCUCAUUUCUAUCCAAUAAGUGUUGACUGAGUGAGUACAUUUCACUCUGUCAUCUGCUGCCAUUUGGGUACAGUACUUAUUGUUUAGCAUUAGUAGUAGCCUACAUGUUUUAGCUUAGCAUUAGCAGCAAAGUGGUUAUCCUAUCAUAAUUAUGUGUUUAGCCUAGCUAGCAUGACUUUCACUAAUAGCCUAGCUAUAUCAGUACCUGUGGUAGUACCUGUUGAGCUACGUUGGGCUUUUUCUUACCUUCCUCUCUUUAACUCAUCAGCAGCAACAUGCUGUCUACCCAGCCUUGAUGCAGCAGCUCCAGGCACAGCACCUCUCUCACGCUGCCCACGGCCCUCCCAUUCAGCUGCCACCCCACCCAUCGGGUCUCCAGCCCCCGGGCAUUCCCCCAGUACCAGGAGCGGGCGCAGGCCUGUUGGCACUAGGCGCCCUGGGCAGCCAGGCCCACCUCCCUGUGAAAGAUGAGAAGAACCACCACGACCUGGAGCACAGAGAGCGGGAGUCAAGCACGAAUAACUCGGUGUCGCCGUCAGACAGCCUGCGGGCGGCCAGCGAGAAGCACCGGGGCUCCUCCGACUACAGCAUGGACUCCAAGAAACGCAAGGUGGAGGAGAAGGACAGCAUGAGCCGAUACGACAGUGACGGGGACAAGAGUGACGACCUGGUCGUGGAUGUAUCCAAUGAGGACCCUGCCACACCUAGAGCCAGCCCUGCCCACUCCCCCCCAGAGAAUGGCCUUGACAAAUCGCGGACCCUGAAAAAGGACACGCCCAACAGCCCCGCCUCUGUGGCCUCCUCUGGGAGCACACCCUCCUCCAAAGCCAAGGACCAUGCCCACAAUGAUAAAUCGUCAACACCGGGCCUGAAGUCCAACACGCCCACGCCCAGGAACGAUGUCCCCACGCCGGGUACCAGCACCACUCCAGGGCUUCGGCCAAUAAUGGGGAAACCCCCAGGCAUGGAGGCACUGACUGCUCCCGCCCUGCGCACCCCUUUGAUCGCCGGCUCCUAUGCCACGCCCUUCGCAAUGAUGGGCCACCAUGAGAUGAACGGCUCCCUGACCAGCCCGGGUGUCUACGCUGGCCUCCACAUCUCCCCCCAGAUGAGCGCAGCAGCCGCGGCCGCUUACGGGCGCGGGCCCAUGGCGGGCUUUGAUCCUCACCCUCACAUGAGAGCCCCGGGCCUGCCAGCCAGCCUCACAUCCAUCUCUGGAGGAAAACCGGCUUAUUCUUUUCACGUGAGCGCGGAUGGUCAGAUGCAGCCGGUGCCCUUUCCACCAGACGCGCUGAUUGGACCGGGUAUCCCCCGGCACGCCCGCCAGAUCAACACGCUGAGCCAUGGCGAGGUGGUGUGUGCCGUCACCAUCAGUAACCCCACACGCCAUGUCUACACUGGCGGCAAGGGCUGCGUCAAGAUCUGGGACAUCAGUCAGCCAGGCAGCAAGAGCCCUGUGUCUCAGCUGGACUGUCUGAAUCGUGACAAUUAUAUCCGCUCCUGCAAGCUACUGCCGGAUGGUCGCACCCUCAUCGUGGGCGGUGAGGCCAGCACGCUGACCAUCUGGGACCUGGCCUCCCAGACGCCACGCAUCAAGGCAGAGCUCACCUCCUCUGCCCCGGCCUGCUACGCCCUGGCCAUCAGCCCCGACGCCAAGGUCUGCUUCUCCUGCUGCUCCGACGGCAACAUCGCUGUGUGGGACCUGCACAACCAGACGCUGGUUAGGCAGUUCCAGGGCCACACAGAUGGCGCCAGCUGCAUUGAUAUCUCCCACGACGGCACCAAGCUGUGGACUGGUGGGCUGGACAACACUGUGCGCUCCUGGGACCUCCGGGAGGGCCGGCAGCUGCAGCAGCACGACUUCACCUCCCAGAUCUUUUCGCUAGGUUACUGUCCCACUGGUGAGUGGCUGGCAGUGGGCAUGGAGAGCAGCAAUGUGGAGGUGCUCCACCACACCAAGCCUGACAAGUACCAGCUGCACCUCCACGAGAGUUGCGUCCUCUCCCUCAAGUUUGCCUACUGUGGUAAAUGGUUUGUGAGCACGGGCAAGGACAACCUCCUCAAUGCCUGGAGGACUCCCUACGGCGCCAGCAUAUUCCAGUCAAAAGAGUCCUCUUCUGUCCUGAGCUGCGACAUCUCAGCAGAUGACAAGUAUAUAGUGACGGGCUCUGGAGACAAGAAGGCCACCGUCUACGAGGUCAUCUACUAACUAGACAGCCUGCAGGAAUAGUUCAGCUUGAGCACUUCUAAUGACCAGACAAGGGAGCUGCGAGCCCUCCUGUGUCUCCUCCUGACUAAGCCUUCAUUCGGUCCCCCCCCUCCCCCCUGUAUAGACUACCCAGGAUUGGACUACUACUUCUACUACUAUAAACAAUGGUCGGAUGCUGAGUCAUUUUACCCUGCCCUGGAUUAGUCAACCCUGGCUAUUGCGAUUUUGUCACUUUGAUUCAGGCUGAAUCUGCCCCCGCUGUUCUUUUGUGUCCUUCCUAAAUUUGGGUCUGUUGCUGGGCUUGGUUAAGCAUAUUUUUUUAAUUUUUACACUGCAAUGAAAAUGUGUCCGUAACGUGACAAGAUGGAGCGGUGCUUCAUCUGAAACUGUUGCUCCCUGGAUGACUUGUGAAAAGUGUACAUAUUGGAGUAAAUAAAAACAUUUUAUAAAUAUA
Hypomesus transpacificus is the source of this 4244-nucleotide messenger RNA. It is a transcript of the gene tle3b, whose product is annotated as TLE family member 3, transcriptional corepressor b. Gene Ontology annotation, biological process: negative regulation of canonical Wnt signaling pathway; regulation of DNA-templated transcription. Gene Ontology annotation, molecular function: transcription corepressor activity; protein binding. Lineage: Eukaryota; Metazoa; Chordata; Actinopteri; Osmeriformes; Osmeridae. The coding region runs from base 1877 to 3790 and encodes 637 amino acids. The transcript has 15 exons. The record is from RefSeq and is a predicted model, not a curated record. Gene Ontology annotation, cellular component: transcription regulator complex; nucleus.